Dovyalis caffra is the source of this 477-nucleotide messenger RNA. The record is from the annotation of a GenBank genome assembly. NCBI's taxonomy places the organism in Eukaryota, Viridiplantae, Streptophyta, Magnoliopsida, Malpighiales, Salicaceae.
AUGGAGUCGGGUGGCGAGCAAAAUCAUGUUGAGAUAUACAGUCUUAGUACUGAUUCUUGGAGAGCUCUUGGAGGCGUUUUCAUAAAUAAUCUGUUUGCAUCUUGUUUCAAUGCAGAUACAAACGGGAUGUGUUCUUGGUGGGCAAAUAAUCAAGUCACAGGUUGCAGUGCUGUUUCCUUUGACAUGAGCACUGAAGUGUUUUUUGAUACGCCUGUCCCUGAUGCUUUUUCUGAUGUUUUUUCAGAUUUUUCAGCCAUUGGUGUGGAAUUACUCUGGUUAUGUGAUUCCACUGUUAUGACUCCUUUAGGAUUUUGGAAGAAUGGUGGGUUGUUUAUGGAAACAUGUGAGGGGCAGCUAGUCUUUUACCAUCCUGUUACUCCAGAAUUGAAGAACCUUCAAGUUGAUGGGGCUCCCAAAUCCUUAGCAGUUGCUACGUACAAGGAGAUACAAGUCAUGAGAAGAAAUAAGCUAAUUUAG